Messenger RNA from Alligator sinensis (Chinese alligator), 3222 nucleotides. RefSeq names its product tRNA methyltransferase 1 like (gene TRMT1L). The transcript has 15 exons. The record is from RefSeq and is a predicted model, not a curated record. Gene Ontology annotation, cellular component: nucleus. The coding region runs from base 18 to 2231 and encodes 737 amino acids. Gene Ontology annotation, biological process: tRNA N2-guanine methylation. Lineage: Eukaryota; Metazoa; Chordata; Crocodylia; Alligatoridae. Gene Ontology annotation, molecular function: RNA binding.
UGGUUGUCUCUGGAAAAAUGGAUGGCAGCAAGUUAGAUGUGGAAGUGUCUGAGCCAGAAAUCAAAGACAAAGUAGUACAGCAAGAGCCAUUAAGGGAAUCUGACAAUAGCAUUUUGGAUGCAACUUCCGAUUCUCCAAGAGAGAAGCAUAUAUCAAUUCAAAGACAGCUUGCUGAUCUAGAAAAACUAGCUGAUCUGAGUGAGGGUGAGUUUGCUUCAACUGUAUCCCCGAACACAGAUCUUCAAGUUGGAGGUGUUGGGUUUCAUGUAUUUCUUGUCUCUGCAUUUUUAGCUGGAAAGAAGCCUUGCCCUCUAUGUCCUGAAGAGAAAUUUAAAGCUUGCUAUAGCCAUAAGCUCCAUCGCCACCUUCAGAAUUUGCACUGGAAAGUUUCUGUUGAAUUUGAAGGAUACAGAAUGUGUAUCUGUCAUUUACCUUGUCGCCCUGUGAAGCCAAAUCUCAUUGGAGACCAGACCUCUAUGAAGAUGGGGGCCCAUUAUCACUGUAUUAUUUGUUCAGCAACUAUCACACGAAGGACUGACAUGAUAGGGCAUAUUAAGCGUCAUGUGAACAAAGGAGAAACUGAAUCCAGGUACAUUGCAGCCCCUGCUCCUAAGUCUUCUCUUGAAGUGCUGAAAGAAGCAGACACAGAUGUACAAGUUCUUCCUAACUACUCCACACCUCAGAAAACAGAUUCCUAUUUUAAUCCCAAAAUGAAACUUAACAGGCAACUCAUAUUCUGUGCAUUAGCUGUUUUGGCUGAAGAACGGAACCCCUUAGAGUGUUUGGAUGCAUUUGGGGCCACUGGUAUAAUGGGACUGCAGUGGGCAAAGCACCUUGGAAAUUCUGUGAAGGUUACAAUUAACGACUGUAAUGAAAAUUCUGUGACAAUGAUUCAGGAAAACUGCCAUUUAAACAAGAUGAAAGUAGUGAUGACCUCUAAGGAAGAGGAUGACUGUGAUGAAGCUAUGGAAGAGGGAGAAGAAAAUAUAGGCACUAUUGAGGUGACAAAAAUGGAUGCCAAUGUCAUAAUGCAUUUACGAUCCUUUGAUUUCAUACAUUUGGACCCAUUUGGAACAUCUGUGAAUUACCUGGAUUCUGCCUUCAGAAAUGUAAGAAAUCUGGGAAUAGUAUCGGUGACUUCCACAGAUAUUAGUUCUCUAUAUGCGAAGGCUCAGCAUGUUGCCCUGCGUCAUUAUGGCUGCAACAUUGUCAGAACAGAGUACUACAAGGAGCUGGCAGCUAGAAUAGUAGUUGCUUCUGUGGCAAGAGCUGCUGCUCGAUGCAACAAAGGCAUUGAAGUUUUGCUUGCAGUAGCCCUAGAACACUUUGUUCUAGUAGUGGUGAGAGUUUUGAGAGGACCUUCACCUGCAGAUGAUUCAGCAAAGAAAAUUCGGUAUCUCAUCCACUGCCAGUGGUGUGAAGAGAGGAUUUUUCAGAAAGAGGGUAAUAUGGUAGAAGAAAACCCUUAUCGGCAGCUACCCUGUGACUGCCAUGGCAGUAUGCCUGGGAAGACAGCAGUAGAGCUGGGUCCUCUGUGUUUUGUUGCACUGUCCAGGUCAGGGUCCCUCUUUAAUACUGGAUUCCUCAGAAGAAUGCUGUUUGAAGCUGUUCAGCACGGCUUAGAUGAGAUUCAGCCACUUCUAAAAACAUUAAUCUGUGAAGCAGAAUGUACAACUCUAAAACAGUUUUCAAUCCAUGGUCCUACAAGCCAGAACAAGCAAGAAGAGUGUGGUGUAUUUAUUAAAACACCAGAUACUUCAACUGACUACUUUGUGGUACAUGGUAAAAGGAAAAGUAAUGAAAUGAUUCGAAACGCAACAAAACGACAAAAGGCUGAGAGCAAUGCUGAACACCCUGCCUUUUAUUAUAACAUCCAUAGGCACAGUAUCAAAGGAAUGAAUAUGCCAAAGUUAAACAAAUUCUUACAGUAUCUGUCCCAAGCUGGAUAUCGAGUAAGUCGAACCCAUUUUGAUCCUAUGGGAGUUCGUACAAAUGCACCCUUGGCGCAAUUUAAAUCUAUCCUUGUAAAGUACAGCACUCCCACUUACACUGGAGGACAGGCAGAAGGCCCUGUCCAGUCAACUGAAGAUGCCCAGUCUGGGGACUAUGUCCAAGCUUCAGUAGAUGACAAAUCAGGAAAUACCGAAGUCACAGAUGAUAAAUCAGGAGCCAGCACCUUGUUGACAAAAGAUGACAAUUCCAAUGAUAUUACUGCUGCUGAAAGCAAUUAACUGUAUGUUUUGAAUUCAGAAUUUUAGAGUUUUGCAACAAGGCAGUGGUCUUUACCAAACAGCACUGGAAGGUUUUGUUUGCCAGGUACUUUAAUGUGCGAACACAUUUUCAAAUUAAGUAGCAACAUUGGUGAUUGAUCACAGUAGGUGUGGUCAAUUUACAGUUAGUCAGGAAUGAGAUUGGAGGGCUAUUUACCUUUUUAUAUUCCACUUUCCAUUUUCAAACUGUGGGACUUCAUGACUAACCUCAAAUCUUUUUAAAGCCUUAUUCAAACUCCUAGUGCAGUGUUCAGAAAAGAAGGGGCCAAAAGUCUUAAGCAAUUUUGUGAGCGUUGCUAGAAUAAUUUAAGUAUGAAAGGGACAGUCAUUCCUGCAGCUUAUCCGGUUAGAAUUUUACAAGACGCUGUCUUAUGAAGACACCAGAAUGCUGCAGAAUAAAAUGCAGCACUAAUUUUAAUGAGUCAGAAAGAAAGUGUUGAUAGACUAAUUUUACUGCUAGAUAGCAAGCUUAAUUUGGCACACUGAGCCAUCUGUUAUGCUUUGCUUCUAGCCAAAAAGAGUAAACACAAGUGGAGAGGGGAAAUGAAGCUACAACCUUUUUUACUGUUUGAAAUUUUUAUAUUUAGCUAUAAAGCAAGUUUUCAGUGGACAGAUUUGUCACUUUAGGCAGCUGUUUUUCUGUUCAGAGAAUCUGGACAAUCACUGGAAACAAGGCACUGAGAAAUGGUCAGUUCAGUAGGAUUUAACAUGGGAAUCCUAUAUUCAAAGUGGUACAGUUUGAUUAAGUUAGCAUCUUUGUAUAGGUCAGUUCAUUUAUCACAAAAUUCUCUAAAUUAGCUUGCUUGUGAAUUUCCUUUUACAAGUCAUAAACGUAGUUUUUUCUCUUCACUGCUAGAAGUAUCUUUUGCUGAAUAUGUUGAAAAGACAUUGUGUUUGGUAAAUAGUCAUUUCUGGUUUCCUUAAAUAUAUAGCAUUACUCCAGUCCAACAAA